CACAGGUAGACAUGUUAAGUGAGAUUAAUAUUGCGCCACGAAUACUCACAAAUUUCACUGGAGUGAUGCCACCUCAGUUCAAGAAAGACUUGGAUUCCUAUCUCAAAACCCGCUCUCCUGUCACUUUUUUGUCUGACUUGCGCAGCAACCUACAGGUAUCAAAUGAACCUGGCAACCGCUACAACAUCCAGCUGAUUAAUGCCCUGGUGCUCUACGUAGGCACUCAAGCUAUUGCGCACAUUCACAACAAAGGCAGCACACCCUCUAUGAGUACCAUUACUCACUCAGCUCACAUGGACAUCUUCCAGAAUUUGGCAGUAGACCUGGAUACUGAAGGCCGGUACCUUUUCUUGAAUGCAAUUGCCAACCAGCUGCGAUACCCCAACAGUCACACCCACUACUUCAGUUGCACUGUGCUCUACCUGUUUGCAGAGGCCAACACUGAGGCCAUCCAGGAGCAAAUCACUAGGGUUCUCUUGGAACGACUGAUUGUAAACAGGCCUCAUCCUUGGGGUCUCCUUAUUACUUUCAUUGAGCUGAUAAAAAAUCCAGCAUUUAAGUUCUGGAACCAUGAGUUUGUUCACUGCGCCCCAGAAAUUGAGAAGUUGUUCCAGUCAGUCGCACAGUGCUGCAUGGGGCAGAAGCAAGCCCAGCAAGUGAUGGAAGGGACUGGUGCCAGUUAGAUGAAACACAUGUCAUGUUGUAAGUGUGCCAGCCUGGGGAUCCUCAUCCCAUCAACUGACAGAAGACUCUGUAAGACUCCUCCUGAUCUUCCCAGCCCCCUUGAUUGGGUAGACACAACCAAUCCUGGGUGAAAGUUGUUCUAAAAGUUUCAGUCAUUCAAAAAUGUUCCAAAGUUUUAAACCAUUUUUUUUUUACUUUUGGCCAAAUUCAGACGAUGCUGUGAAUAUCAUUUUGAACUAGUGUAAGUACAAGGAACAGAAACGUUUGUCUGGACUUCUGGGUUUGUGCAAAUUGUGUAAAAGGCAGGUGGGUAACUGGUGCCUGUCCAGUUUUGUAAUAAAGGGGCAGCUGCUGAUGCCAAGCACUUGUCUGGAGCAGACCUCCUUGUCCUGAUGUUCCCAGACUCCCAAAGAAUAUUGAAAAGCUAGUUGUCAUAUUAUAUAACUUAUUUUUCUUUAUGUGGAUGGGGGACCUUUAAAUCACUAAGUUGUUUUAUCAAAAAAAAAAGUGGAUGUGUUUGGAAUGUGGGAAUACUAUGGAACAUGGGAAAGGGGGAGGGGAGGGGGUUAAGGUUCAGUGUUGCUUUUUCAUCAAAUGCUGAUAGAUAGCAGGAGAGUACCUCCUUUCUGUUGAAGAUGACACCUCAGGCAGGCCCUUUGGGAGAGGGUCAGCUGGCUUUAGUGAAGAAACCAGGGACCAGGCCUAUAGGUUUUUUGUUGUGGGGGGAGUUUUUUGUGGUUUUUUUGGGUUGGUUUUUUUUUUGAGAGGGGGUAUGUUUAUUUGACACCUGUAAAUUUCGGAAGGUAGGGGGGUUAAAUCUAGACCUUUUCCCACCCUCACACCCCAUGACCACACAUUUUAAGUUAGCAAAAAAAAAAAAAAAGAAAAGGUAAAAACAAACAAACCCCAAUAAAACAAAAAAUCCCAAAGGCCUAAUGCAGCCUAUUUUGUAAGGACUUUGAAUAUUUUAUAAAGUAUUGGUCUAUGUGUUGUAUUUUGUAGCCUUUCUAGUUCUUGGGCUUUAGUUCUUCCACUUCUUGUAUGUAUGUAUGUAUACUGUAGUUACACAUUAAAGUUAUGAGACGCA
Messenger RNA from Melopsittacus undulatus (budgerigar), 1771 nucleotides. Its product is annotated as CCR4-NOT transcription complex subunit 1-like. The record is from RefSeq and is a predicted model, not a curated record. Gene Ontology annotation, biological process: nuclear-transcribed mRNA catabolic process, deadenylation-dependent decay; negative regulation of translation. Lineage: Eukaryota; Metazoa; Chordata; Aves; Psittaciformes; Psittaculidae. Gene Ontology annotation, cellular component: CCR4-NOT core complex; P-body. Gene Ontology annotation, molecular function: molecular adaptor activity. The transcript has 5 exons. The coding region runs from base 12 to 683 and encodes 223 amino acids.